This is a messenger RNA of Orussus abietinus, 1718 nucleotides long. It is a transcript of the gene Lst8, whose product is annotated as target of rapamycin complex subunit lst8. Gene Ontology annotation, molecular function: protein binding. Gene Ontology annotation, biological process: regulation of actin cytoskeleton organization; TOR signaling. The transcript has 7 exons. Gene Ontology annotation, cellular component: TORC2 complex; TORC1 complex. Lineage: Eukaryota; Metazoa; Arthropoda; Insecta; Hymenoptera; Orussidae. The record is from RefSeq and is a predicted model, not a curated record. The coding region runs from base 134 to 1096 and encodes 320 amino acids.
GCAAGUCGCUCUCCUUCGGAACAGCUCGGAGGGAUAGGACGCACGUGGAUAAUCACGAAGACGCUGGGUGCCGUUGUACACAAAUUGUUAUUACCCUUUUUACCAUCAUCAUUGUCGACAAUUUCCUGUAAAGAUGAUCGUCGACAGUGGCUUAAAGACUGGGCAAGUUAUUUUGGCUACUGGAGGUUAUGAUCAUACGAUUAAAAUAUGGCAGGCGCAUACCUCUACGUGUAUACGCACCGCACAGCAUGCAGAUUCUCAAGUAAAUGCUCUCGAAAUUACACCCGACAAGUUCAUAAUAGCUGCAGCAGGCUACCAACACAUUCGUAUGUACGAUUUAGGAUCUAGCAAUCCUAAUCCUGUUAUCAACUAUGAAGGCGUUUCUAAGAAUAUUACAGGACUCGGAUUUCAGGAGGAUGGAAAAUGGAUGUUUACUGGUGGUGAAGACUGCUCUGCUAGAAUAUGGGAUCUGAGAUCCAGUAGUCUUCAAUGUCAAAGGAUAUUUCAAGUGUCUGCUCCGGUAAACUGUGUUUGUUUACAUCCGAAUCAGGCUGAAUUAAUCGUGGGUGAUCAGAGCGGAGUUAUACAUCUGUGGGACCUUCGUUCAGAUCACAACGAACAGUUGAUCCCAGAAGCGGAAGCCUCUGUUCAAGACAUAGCCAUAGACUCAGAUGGCACGUACAUGGCUGCUGUCAAUAACAAAGGCCAUUGUUACAUCUGGGUUCUCGCGGGAGGAGUAGCCGAAGAACCAACACGUCUGAGUCCUCACCAUAAGCUCGUAGCACAUAAACGCUAUGCUCUUUGUUGUCGGUUUAGCCCUGAUUCCAGCUUAUUGGUGACUACAUCGGCCGAUCAAACAGCUAGAGUGUGGAAGACAUCGGACUUCUCAGAAUUGCAAUCGUUACAGCACGAUGCGAAACGUUGGGUUUGGGACGCAGCUUUUAGUGCCGAUUCGGAAUACGUGUUUACAGCUUGCUCGGAUGGAAUUGCAAGGCUUUGGAAUGUGUCAUCUGGGACGGUGGAAAGGGAAUACCAAGGGCAUCAGAAAGCAGUAACAGCUCUGGCCUUUCGGGAUGAAGUACUUCAUUAUAACUAGAAGCUUUAAGUAAGUUUAAACAUUAGUUCGUAUUACUAGGUAAGGUGAAGACAGCGAAGAGAACCGAACGGUCUAAAGUGUAGAUAGUCCUCCUCGUGUAAUCAGGCCCUCUUCGUUGUCUUUCGUUCGUGUUUGUGCAAGCAUAUUUAUUUGAUCAAUGCUCUUCGAUCAACCCUGAGUACUACUUAAGAUUCAGUAAAAAGUGCACGCGAAUCGAUAAAAUUGGUGUAUAAUUUUGUGAAGUGCAAAACACCUAACUGUGCUUCGCUAAGAAUGGAAAGGAACGAUCACGCGAAAUCUUUACGUCAUACAUGCAGGACGUUGUUAAUAUACUUAAAUAAGGUCAAAACAACAUGUAAUGUGUAUAUGUAAUUGUGAUAUUCUUCGAGAAUUGUCUAAGGCACCGUAGUCAUUCUGAUACGUGCGGUUUCUCGCGACCGGCUGUGAACUUCUGCAGUUCGUAAGGUUAUUCCAAAUAUGUCUUCGUGAUAUCUGUUUUCGUCCUGAAAAGAUUUUUAUGUUAAAGCUAAUUCGACAAAGCCUAAGUCUCGUCGACGACGUAUGAUAUGUAUUCAGCUAUCACAGUAUAUUUUAAGAAAAAUAUUAAGUCGUUUACCCUCAA